Neogale vison (American mink) is the source of this 2985-nucleotide messenger RNA. It is a transcript of the gene PEX16, whose product is annotated as peroxisomal biogenesis factor 16. Gene Ontology annotation, biological process: peroxisome organization. The coding region runs from base 1877 to 2890 and encodes 337 amino acids. The record is from RefSeq and is a predicted model, not a curated record. Lineage: Eukaryota; Metazoa; Chordata; Mammalia; Carnivora; Mustelidae. The transcript has 14 exons. Gene Ontology annotation, cellular component: peroxisomal membrane.
CGGGGCCUCGAGGGUCCGUGACACCUGCUCCGGGCACUGGAGGCGGGGCUGGCCGAGCCCUGCCCAAGCACUCGGAGCACCUGGAGCUCCCGGGCCUCCCCACCCCCAUUCAUUUCUGGCAACACGGACAAAGCCGCCUUGCGAAGAUCGACUCCUGCUCGGGAGCUGGCGAGGGGCCUCCCUGACGCGGGGACCGGGAUUCCCCACCCUUGCCUAGACCUGCGCCUUGUGACUGGGGCUGGGACUGGAUCUCUGACUCGGCCCCACCUCGCACCCCGCAGCCGACCGCAGCCUGGCCUCGGCCCUGGAGGGAGCGGUGGGCGCUCUGGCCCGUGAAGGAGAACAGUCACGUCUGGCUGAGCGCACAUUCGUGCCAGGCCCGGUGCUGAGGUUUGCUGAGCCUCGUCUGGUUUAACCCUCCCCUCGUCUCGGUUAACCCUCCCUUGGGUCCUGUGACGCAGGCGUUAUUCUCCCGAGGAGGGAAGUGACCUGUUCCAACACUCAGACCCCUUCCUAGGCUCUUCCCUGAAGACAAAGUGUCCUGCUGCUCUACUCGAAGGCUUCCUGCCCCUGGACUUGCCCCUGAUAUUCCUCCUGCCUGGAUUCCACCAGGUUGCCUACCCCAACCCUCCCGAGGGCGGGCUCCUCCUUCCACCUCCCUUGGUUUAUUUUAUUCCUAGCCCUCCUGGAAGUUGACCUCGUAGACCUGUUUAUAGCAGGUCUCCCCGCCUAGAAGAAGACUAAUCCUGGGCCUGGAGCCUUGUCUAUCUUGUCCUGUACUGGACCCCGGGAGCCCAGCCAGAGUCCAGCACCCAGGGACUACUAAAUCGGUGCUGAAAGUGGACGAAAUGCCCCAGGCCUCUCUGCCAGACAGAACCACAGGCCCGUCAGCCCUGCGAGUAUCACAGAAACUUCACACUCCCCGUCCUGUCCUCACUUUCUCCACGGCUGCAGAGGGAGAGACUGGAGGAGUGCCCACUGCCGUCUAGGCUCUGUGGUCAGACUACAGCAAGAUUCGAAUGUGGCUGGGCGUUAUUAAGCAGAUCCUUUCCACACCUGCUGAUAAUCCGUGGAGGGAAUCAGAUAGGAAAACUCGAGACCCAGAGAAGGGAAGCGCUCGACCAAGUCACCCCAAGCCAAGAACCGAAGGCGGAAACCGAGUUUUCUCCGCGAGGAUGGGACUGCACACCCGCAUAGUGCAUGCGGGAGCUGUGGCCGAAGCCCAGCACUAACAGUGGCUGACCAGGGAUCGAGACUGCGUGGAGGGCUGGAUUCUUCCUUGCCUCGGUUUCCCCAGCACUACCUCUGGUGGGGGUCGGGAGACGAGGCAAGUGGCCAAAAGGACGCCUGCCAGGACUGUCCCCGCGCCUCCUCAAGUCUGAUCGUAAUUCCUUUAGCCGACUACCUCCCCGCCCCCUUAAAAUACGGUCCUCCCGUUCGAGCCUCUCGGUGUUCUAUUGGAAAGACUCUAGGGUCCUAGUCCAUUCUCUAGAAUGAACUGCUCAGACUACCGCGGGAGCUUCCCUGGAACUGCUAACUGCGCAGGCGCAAGGGCCGCCCACCCGGAAGGCGGAAGAACCGGGUCCCGACGCCGCUGGGAGGGUCGGGGGCGGAGUGUGUAUUAACCAAUGACCUGAAGCAGCAGGGAGGGCGGGAUCAGGCCCGCAGUUGCUAAGCGCUACCCUGGAGGGAGGUGAUUUAGGCAAUGGGGUGAAGGGUGGUUCAAUGGCCCUUCACGUCAUUAUCCUUCUGGCCCUCGGAAGUUAAGCAACGAAGAGGCGGGCCUAGGACCGGAAGCAGGAAGGAGGGCGCAGGAAGAAGGGUGUUGCAGCUGGUCGUGCUGUCGGUCCGUGAGUCUAUCCGUCCCGAGGGCAGGAUGGAGAAACUGCGGCUUCUAAGCCUCCGCUACCAGGAGUACGUGACUCGUCACCCGGCCGCCACGGCCCAGCUGGAGACUGCAGUGCGGGGCCUCAGUUACCUGCUGGCAGGUCGCUUCUCCGAUUCGCACGAGCUGUCAGAGCUGGUGUACUCUGCCUCUAACCUGCUCGUGCUGCUUAAUGAUGGGAUCCUGCGGAGAGCGCUUCAGAAAAAGUUGCCUGUGUCGCUGUCCCAGCAGAAGCUGCUGACAUGGCUGAGCGUGCUGGAGUGCGUGGAAGUGUUCAUGGAGAUGGGGGCCGCCAAGGUGUGGGGUGAAGUGGGCCGUUGGCUUGUCAUCGCCCUCAUCCAGCUGGCCAAGGCUGUCCUGCGGAUGUUCCUGCUGAUCUGGUUCAAGGCUGGCCUCCAGACCUCACCCCCCAUUGUUCCGCUGGACAGGGAAACCCAGGCACGGCCCCCUGAUGGUGACCAGAGCACUGACAGCCAGGAGCAGUCGUACGUGGGGAAACGGUCAAACCGAGUGGUACGAACCCUCCAGAACACCCCAUCCCUGCACUCGAGGCACUGGGGAGCCCCCCAGCAGCGGAAGGGACGGCAGCAACAGCAGCAGCGCGAGGAGCUGAGUGUCGCCCCCACCCCUCUGGGCCUCCAGGAGACCAUCGCAGAGUCCUUGUACAUCGCCCGGCCACUGCUGCACUUGCUCAGCCUGGGCCUGUGGGGUCAGCGGUCGUGGACACCCUGGCUCCUCUCUGGGGUCGUGGAUGUGACCAGCCUGAGCCUCCUGAGCGACAGGAAGGGCCUGAGCCGGAGGGAGCGGCUGGAGCUGCGGCGACGGACCAUCUUGCUGCUCUACUACCUGCUGCGCUCCCCGUUCUACGACCGCUUCUCCGAGGCGAGGAUCCUCUUCCUGCUCCAGCUGCUGGCAGACCACGUUCCGGGCGUUGGCCUGGUGGCAAGGCCGCUCAUGGAUUACCUGCCUGCCUGGCAGAAAAUUUAUUUCUACAGUUGGGGCUGACCUAUCCCAGGAGUGGGUGCAGGGAGGGGCAGGGGUGCCCCGGCCGCUGGGUCCCCUGGGGCCCCUUCACCCUAAUAAACCGACUCUGGCAGCGA